Monoraphidium neglectum is the source of this 2112-nucleotide messenger RNA. RefSeq lists its product as hypothetical. The transcript has 8 exons. Gene Ontology annotation, molecular function: hydrolase activity, acting on carbon-nitrogen (but not peptide) bonds. Bases 1 to 2112 code for a protein of 703 amino acids. NCBI's taxonomy places the organism in Eukaryota, Viridiplantae, Chlorophyta, Chlorophyceae, Sphaeropleales, Selenastraceae. The record is from RefSeq and is a predicted model, not a curated record.
AUGUGUGCGCCUGGAGCUGCUCCCAUCAAUGGAGCGCACGGCAUUAGCACCGCCGUGUUGGACGCCCCGCCCUCGGCGACGAUGGGCGCGGCGGCGCGCGCCGUGGCGCCGCCCUUCAAGAAGUCCUCAAAGACAGACAAGCGCAUGACCCCCACGGGCCGCGCCCUGAUGGCGCUCUCGCUGGCCAUCGCAGUCAUCGCCGCCUUUUGGCCCCAGCUCGUGCCCCACCUCGGGGCCCUGCACGCCGCGCUCGCGCCCGCCGCGCCCGGCGCGGCCCAGGCGCCGCGCGGCGGCGGCGGCGGCUGCCCCCUGGGCUACACCAGCGCCUCCGGCGCCGCCCUCCCCGCCGGCCACCCCCCGGUGCCCGGCGCCGGACUCGCGCCGCCGCCCGCGGCGGCCCCAGUCCGGCGCCUCACAUGGGUCAGGGGCGACAUCUGGACUGGCGACGCCGCGGCGCCGCGCGCGCGCGCCAUGGCGGUUGAUCUUGAGAGCGGAGAGGUCGUCCAGAUUGGCGGCGAGCCGGCGCAGGGCGCCGCAUACGAUCUGGUGGACUUCGGGGACGCGUUUAUCAUGCCGGGAAUUGUAGACAAUCAUGUCCACUUCAUCCCGGGCGGCCUGUCGCUGGCGGGGGUGGACCUGCGGCGCGCGGCUAGCAGGGACGAGUUUGCGGCGGCGGUCGCGGCAACUGCCGAGAAGCUGGGCCCGGAGGAGUGGGUGCUGGGGGGCUUUUGGGACGACAACCAAUGGGGUGGCGGCCUGCCCAACGCCACCUGGAUCGACGCCGCGACCGGCGGCCGCCCCGCCAUGCUGAUGCGCAUGGACUCCCACCUCGCCCUCGCCAACAGCGCGGCCCUGGAGCUGGCCGGAGUGGGGGCCAGCACGCCAGACCCGGCUGAAGGGAUCGUGGACAGGGACCCGCUGACGGGGCUGCCCACGGGCAUCCUGAGGGAGAACGCGAUGCGCCUCGUGUCGUCUGUCAUCCCGCCCCCCUCUUCCGAGCGCCGCCGCGCGGCGGUGCUGGCGGCUUCGCGCUACGCGCUGUCCCGCGGCAUCACCAGCGUCGUCGACCUCGGAAGGUCGCCGUUUGCAGAGCAGAGCGCCAGCUGGGCGGAUCUGGAGGAGGUCUACGACCCCAUGGCAGAUGCCGGGCAGCUUCCACUCAGGGUCUACGCCUUUGUGCCCCUGGACCAGUGGCGGCCCAUGGCCGCGCGCGUCGCCGCCACCGGCUACGCCCACCCCAGGGGCCGCCUCUUCGUCGGCGGCGUCAAGGAAUUCGCAGACGGCUCCCUAGGCAGCCGCACCGCCCUUAUGCGCGACGACUAUGCGGGGGAGCCCGGGGUGCGGGGCGUCAGGAUGGCCCCCCUGGAGCGGCUGCGGCGCGACGCGGCCGCGGCCGACGCGGCCGGCCUGCAGAUCGCGGUGCAUGCUAUUGGAGAUCAGGCGGUCGACGAGGUUCUCGACGUUUUCGAGGGCGUGAUAGCCGCGCGCGGCGCGCUGGGCGGAAGGGCGGCGGCGGCGGCCGCCGAAUGCGCGCUGCGGGUCGAGCACGCGCAGCACAUCAGCGGGCCCGCCGCGGCCGCGCGCUUCGGCGCGCUCGCGGCCGGCGGCGUCGCGGCGAUCGCCAACCCGCAGCACCUGACGACCGACGCGCCGAUGCUCGGCGCGCGCCUGGGCGGCGACCGCGCGGGGCCGCUCCGCGCGUUUGCAUGGCCCGCGCUGGCCGCGGCCGGCGGCCGCGUCGCCGCAGGCUCGGACUGGCCGGUCGUCGACGCGCGGCCCUUCGAGUCCGUCGCGACCGCGGCGGCGCGAACGCGCGAGGUCGCCGCCGCGCUGACGGGCGAUGACGUCACCGCCGAGGCGGCGCUCGAGGCCGCGCUGCGGCUGCACACCGCGGACAGCGCGGACGCCGCGUUCGUCAUGGGGGCGCGGGUCGGGCGGCUCUCGCCCGGCCGCCGCGCAGACUUUGCGGUGCUCGCGCGCUCGCCGCUGGCGGGCGGCGGCGCGGGCGCCGCAAGCGCCGAGGUGGUCAGCACGUACGUCGACGGGCGCUGCGCGUUUGGCUGCGGCGGCGGCGGCGAUGCGGGUGCGGGCGGUGGCCCGACUCCGCAGUGA